AGAAGAAGAGAGAGAGAGAGAGAGAGAGAGAGAGAGAGAGAGAGAGAGAGAGAGAGAGAGAGCGCAAAUAAGGCUCAGCAAGAGCAGGAGCGUCAGCGCCAGUGGCGACAGCAGCGUCAACGCAUCUGCGCGUCUCUGUAUCGCCUCAUUUCAGGCCAGUCACUGAAUCCCUCCGUUACCGAUCGAGAUUUAACAGCUUGUUAGGAUCUUAACGCGCCUCCUCCGCCCGCGUCGACAGCUCGGCGUCAGCCUCAGACCACCGACUCCGUUCAUACACUCAGUCUGUUGAAUGUUUAAUGGGAAAUGGCGCUGUAUCUUCAGUCCUCCGGUCUAUUCUGCCUCCUCUCGGUGCAAACCGCGCUGGUCGUGUUCCUCAGCGUCUCCUCACCGGCAGCGGCGACGCUCCGCUUUCCUCAACACUACACGAUGAUUCACUGGGCCGGACGGAUAGAGAAGGAACUGGAGAAGGUUCUUCAGCUGGUCACCGGAGGUCAACAGAUGAAAGCUAUAUACAGCGAGAAGAGAAGUCAGUUUGAUGUGGUGAGAAACACGCCCAAACAGCUGGUGGAGACCGUGGCGAGAGACAUCGCCCGACUGCUCAACAGAAAGCGUAAAGCUCUGGAGAGGUUGGCCAGAGAGGCUGAAGACAUCCAGAGAGAACACGCAUGGCAAGAUGCAGUCACAGAGAAUGACAUUCAGUACUACGACUCAAAAGCUGACUCAGAUUAUUCGGAUGAUGACAAUGGCAGUGAAAACCUCCUGGAAAAUGCAUACUCUCUGUCUCUGGAGUUUGUGGAUGAUCCCAACUUUAAAAAUAAAGUCAACUAUUCCUACACGGCUGUGCAGAUUCCUACUGACAUCUACAAGGGCUCUCCCACUAUCCUGAAUGAACUGAACUGGACUCAGGCUCUGGAGCGAGUGUUUAUCGAGAACACUCGCGAGGAUCCCUCGCUGCGCUGGCAGGUGUUCGGAAGCGCCACUGGCGUCACCAGAUUCUACCCAGCGACUCCGUGGAGAGCACCCAACAAGAUCGACCUGUAUGAUGUGAGGAGACGCCCGUGGUAUAUUCAGGGUGCUUCGUCUCCAAAGGACAUGGUCAUCAUCGUGGAUGUGAGUGGAAGUGUUAGCGGAUUGACCCUGAAACUGAUGAAGACCUCUGUCAUGGAGAUGCUGGACACGCUGUCUGAUGAUGACUAUGUUAACGUGGCUCAGUUUAAUGAGAAAGCGCACGCUGUGGUUCCGUGCUUUACGUCACUGGUCCAGGCCAACAUAAAGAACAAGAAGAUCUUUAAAGAGGCCGUGAUGAAAAUGCAGGCUAAAGGAACCACAGACUACAAGACGGGAUUUCACUUUGCCUUCAACCAGCUCUUGAACGAGACCAGCACUCCAAGAGCCAACUGCAAUAAGAUGAUAAUGAUGUUCACUGACGGCGGAGAGGAUCGCGCUCAAGACAUCUUUGAGAAGUACAACUGGCCCAACAAAACCGUGAGAGUUUUCACAUUCUCGGUCGGGCAGCACAAUUAUGAUGUCACUCCACUUCAAUGGAUCGCCUGUGCAAACAACGGUUACUACUUUGAAAUCCCUUCCAUUGGUGCCAUCAGAAUCAACACUCAGGAGUAUUUAGAUGUUCUGGGUCGGCCGAUGGUGUUGGCGGGUGAGCAGGCCAAGCAGGUUCAGUGGACCAAUGUUUAUCAGGACGCUCUGGGUUUGGGUCUGGUCAUUACCGCAACGAUGCCGGUCUUUAAUCUGACAUCUGAUGGAAACUCUAAAAAUCAGUUGAUUCUUGGUGUGAUGGGUGUGGACGUCGCUCUCAGUGAAAUUAAAGAACUCACUCCACGCUAUAAGCUUGGAGCCAAUGGUUACACAUUUGCCAUCGAUCCCAACGGUUACGUCCUGUUACACCCCGACCUACAGCCUAAGAUUAUUAAUUUUCGGGAGCCGGUUACAUUGGAUUUUCUGGAUGCUGAACUUUCAGAUCGCAACAAAGAAGAGAUCCGUCGGAUGAUGAUUGAUGGCCGAUCUGGACAGAAGAAGAUCAGGAGUCUGGUUAAAUCUGCUGACGAGCGUUACAUCGAUGAGGUGGUGAGGACAUACAUAUGGACUCCAGUGGAGGGCACAAAUUACAGUCUGGGUCUCGUUCUGCCAACCUACAGUGAAAACCACAUCAAAGCAAACCUGAGCGAUCAGAUCCUUCAAGUUCAGUAUGGAUCAGACUUCAAGGAUUUUGAGUCUCUGCUGCCAAACACUUUUGAGUCAGAGGGACAUGUGUUCAUAGCACCCAGGGAAUACUGCAAAGAUCUGGAGCUGUCUGCUAACAACACAGAAUUCCUGCUCAACUUCAUCGCUCUUAUGGAGAAAGUCACGCCAGACUCCAAACAAUGUGACAACUUCCUGCUUCAUAAUCUGAUCUUGGACACGGGCAUCAUCAGACAGCUGGUGGAUAAAGUCUGGAAGACCAAAGAUCUCAACACGUAUGGAUUUUUGGCCGUCUUUGCAGCCACAGAUGGAGGAGUGACCAGAGUUUUCCCAAAUAAGGCUGCUGAGUCGUGGGAGGAGGACUCCGAGCCGUUUAACGCCAGUUAUUAUCGUCGCAGUCUGGACAACAAGGGUUAUAUCUUCAGAGCUCCGUACCGCAGCGCCAAUGACGACAUCCUGAACCCAGAAAACGACACCAUCGGCAUUCUGGUCAGUACAGCGGUGGAUAUCUCCAUCGGAUCCAGAAACCUCAAACCCGCAGUUGUUGGAGUGAAGCUUGAUCUUGAGGCUUGGACAGACAAAUUCAAGAUCCUGGCGAGCAACCACACCGACAGCAGCCGGCAGAGCACACAGACGUGUGGACCAACCAGUGGCUGUGAGAUGGACUGUGAAGCCAACAGUGAAGACCUGCUGUGUUAUCUUCUAGAUGACGGAGGUUUCCUCGUCAUGUCCAAUCAGAAAGAUCACUGGAACAGGAUUGGGAUGUUCUUCAGCGAGGUGGACCCCACCCUCUUCUACGCUCUCUAUAACAACUCUCUGUACAAACGCAAGCAGUCGUAUGACUAUCAGUCAGUGUGUGACCCUGUGCCCAGCAGUAAUACAGGAGCCGCCCGUCGAGGGGUGUUUGUGCCCACUGUUGCUGAUGUUUUAAACGUCGCCUGGUGGACAUCAGCCGCUGCCUGGUCAUUACUGCAGCAGAUGCUUUAUGGAUUUGCCUAUCACAGCUGGUUCAUGACAGAUGAGGUGGAGGCUGAGGGGAUGAUGGACAUGAGUAAACAGACGAGCUGUGUUACAGUCCAGACGCAGUUUUACUUCAGUAACAUCAGCAGCUCUUACAACAUCUUACAGGACUGUGAUAACUGCUCCAGGUUAAUUCAUGCUAAGAGAAUAAACAACACUAACCUGCUGUUUGUGGUGGCUGAACGCCUCUCCUGUAACUCCUGUGAGAUGGAGAAACUGUCUCAGGUGGAGACUGAAUACAAGGACCCGAACGUAUGUGACACGAUAGCCACGGCGCGGUACAGAAGAGGACCCAAACCCUGUUUCGACUAUAAUGAGCAUGAAAACACAUCAGACUGUGGGCGUGGCCACUCGUUCCGUCCCUCCCUCUUCACUUUACUCCUCCUCCAGCUCCUCCUCCUCUGUGUUUUGGCCCGCCCCUCCGUUUAACUCCGUCCUCCUCGUCUCGUCCUCCCGCUCCUCCUCAUGCCUCCUUUAUCUCCCCGUCGCUCUAGUCAUAGAUAAUAUACAGGGACUUCCUCCUGCCCUUAUAUGGAAGCCCGCUCGUACUGCUUCAUCCACUUAGCUUCACAGAUUGUUGCUUAGUGACCGUUGCAGAACUUCGUCGUCGCCUGCCAAUCGAGAGCAUUUGUGGGAGGAGCUAAGUGUCUUUAUGAAACAGGAAGCUAAACAAAGUUAGUGCUGAGAAAACGACGGCCAUCUCGGACCAAGAGACGAAGAUGUGGAGAAAACGACACGGACUGUUCCCUCACAUGGGGGUGGAGUUUCCUUUGACUCCGCCUCUAAGGAGGAAAGGUCAUUCAUAUCUUCGUCACAUCCAUCGUGUGCUGUAACCCGCGUGUCGUGUAGACGCUGGGCUACACAACUUUCUGACGCUGUCUAGCUUCCGGUAACAAGAAAAUAAAAUAAUCGCAGAACUUUACAAGAGAUUAACAAAAAAAAACAUCUCGAGACGAGUAUUAAAAACAUACCUCCGUAUAAUAGAAUAAAUGACAUGAGAAGGGACAGAUGAUAGAUCUUAUUUAUUCAAUUAGCUUUUAUUUAUAAACUAUUAUCGACUUCUUGCCAAAAUGAGACUUGUUGUGUUUUUCUAGCCAAAUUAGGAGGACGUAAAAAGGAAAAUAAAAGGCUGACGUCUGAAUGAAAGUGCUUGAGAUGAAAAGCGUUUGCCGUCCGCUCAUAAGGGCUUCAGUUCUUCGUUUCUUUCAUGCCCCGAUCGGAACAGGUUUAGUAAAUUAAGAUUAUUUUUGUGUCUUUUAUCACAAGUCAGACUACACAGAUGCCUGAUGUGUAAUGUGUGUUUGUUUGUAAAGAAAGGUUCAGUCGUCAUUUAUUCACCCUGAUCUCAAACCUGUACUCUGGUUUUUCUGUUCAGUGACGGUUCACGCUGAUGUCUGCCAGUCAUAUUGUGUGCUAUACAGUCUUGUUUAAAGAACAGAUUGUUAUUCCUUUUCAUACUUCAGAUGAUGAUCGCACUGACUGCCGUCGUCAUCGUCACUUCGAACUGAAUCUUGUGUUUUGCUUUUUUACUCGCACAAACUGUAAGAGCGUCAUGUAGCACAGUGGUUCUCAAACUUUUUCGUUGUAAGGUCGCCUUUGUGUUAAGUGCAUCGCUUUGCGGCCCCCCAUAGAAAGACGUAUAAUCUUAAACUUAGAAUUUUAAUUAAACCAAAAACAUUCAGUUAUACAAUGCUGGAACCUCAAUUUGUUUGGUUUGUGGUGUCAUUUUUCUGAUGUUUGAUUGCAUAAAAUCUAUGAUGAAUUUCUAUAUUUCAUAAAAUGCCACAAAAUCUGUGGCCCCCCUGGAUCCAUCUUGGGGCCCCCAGUUUGAGAACCACUGAUGUAGCACACAGGUUGGGUUGGGUUGGGUUCUUUCACCUCGACAGGAGAGAUCACUGUGAACCGUCAUUGUGUGGAAAACAGCCGUGUGAAGAUUCUUCAAUAGAGGGUGAGUAAACCAUGACAGAAUGUGUUAAACAAUCAAACCGAAGACGAGAGAGAGAGAGAGAGAGAGAGAGAGACCUGAUGGAUCGAAAUGCAGUUGAUGAUGUCAGAAUGUCUAUCAUGCAUUGUGUUUGUACGAGCACUUCACUUGGAUGGAUUAUUUUGUGUCGGUCAAUAUAUGUACUUUAUUUUCUAGAUUAUUAUAUAACACAAGACGCAAACAUACUGGUGAACUCAACCUCUUCUGUCUUCUCUGUAAUGGGCCGUUCGUUCACUAUCAUGUCCACUUGUGUGCUUAGUUUUUACACGCGUGUGCUGAAAGAGUUGGACUAUCAUUGGAGCUUACAGCCUUAGAACACUAAAAACAAAAGCAGUGUUCGGAACAUAACGCUGUCUCUUACAGUGCAGUAUAUACUGUAUACUAGGGUCAAGCAGUGCACUUUACUCAAUUCUUUCCUUUCAGCGAUGGGCAUUCAGUUUAUUGUCUCUCAGACAUUAAUAUGAUUAUUUUGUGUCGAUUGCUGAAUCAAGAGAUAAAAGGUCAUGUUGAGUGCAGUGCAUGAUGGGAGAUAUUCUUCUGUGCAGUGCCCACAAUAUACAGUACGUACUGCAUACUAGAUUCAUAUAAAAGUGUUGUUGAAACUCAGCCUGAGGCUCCAGAACUGACGGUAGGAUUGCAGAGUUUCUAUAAGAGAAUGAGAGUUAUUGUUGUGAUUUCAGUCCGAAUCUCCGAUUAUUCACAAGCACCUUUAUUUCUUUCAGCGUUUUCUGUAGCACUUUUCACAUGUUUUUAUUAGGGCUGUCAAACAAUUAAUCGCAUCCAGAAUAAGAGUUUGUGUUUACACUGUAUGUACGUAUCUGUGUACUGUGCAUAUUCAUUUUGUAUUUAUAAACACAAAACAUACACAUACUUGUCUAUAUAUUUAGAAAUAUUUCAAUGUAUUAUUUACAUUUACCAAUCAUUAAAAUUCUAAAUAAACGUUUAUUAAUUGUUAUAUUUUUCUCAAAUAUAUGCAUUCAUGUGUGUGUUCAUAAAUACAAAAUGAAUAUGCACAGUACACUGACGUGUAUUACUUAAACACAAACUUUUAUUUGACAGCCCUAGUGUUUAUCUUCGCGAUCUUGUACAAAACUACACAACAAAACGAAAUGUUCUCAGUGAGUUUUUAAGCACUUAAAGUUUCACAAAGAACCAUCUACAUGUGCAUCACCGUCUGUAUGAUUCUUCAUGAUGGAGUCCUCAGGUUAGUGUUGUUCAGUUUCUUUAAAGCAACAACAAACAGAUGUUUUGUAAAGUCAAACACACGCUGGUGUGUGUGCGCACAGAAGGAACUGAAUCGAUGUUUGUUGUCAUGAUGUGCGUAUGUGAAAUGACUGUGAGACGAGUAUUCUGGGAGUGUUGUCAAUUGAGUGAUGACUGUACAUUUGUGGUUUUUACUGAAGUGUCAAAAGAAUAUUUCAUAUCCGUUUGUUUUCAGGACGUCAGUUGAACAUUAAAGGUAGAAUUCACCAAAAAAUGAAUAUAAUUUUGUACUUUACUCUCGUGUCUUUUCAAAUAUUAAAAUCAUAUCAUAAUUUCUCAUAUCACAUAGACUUGAAACAUAAAGUUGUUUCAUUUUAUUUGAUCAGUCUGCAAACUGAUACAAACUUUUUGAAUGAUCCGCAGAAAACAAAACGCAGUGUUUGGACCGACACGAGGAGAUAAUCCCAGAAUUAUGAUGAUUAUUGGUGGAUUGUCUCUUUGAGUCAUGAACAGUGCCGAUGAUGUCAUGUUGUGUCUGCGCUGAUGAUGUCAUGUAUUUUGAGAGGUGCUUGAAUGCUGCAUGUCUGUGAUGGACACAGUGUUUCUCACGGGUUUUGUUCCGUGUUAACUCCACACGUCACUAACGUUUGAAACUUGAACGCAACCCUAAAUCUCACGCUAUCACACGUGACCUCAAACCUUCACACACAACACACGCUGUUCUUGAAUUCACAUGUCAGACCCGUAAACCAGACUGAUGAACCCAAAACGUCCUUCCGCUCUGAAUUUCAUGUGCAUGGUCAUAUGUGGUAAUGUCAGCAAAAAAAGACUGUUUUUAGCGUGUGCUUUUGAUCUUGAUGAAGUUAAAGGUGAAAAUCACCCAAUGAACAUUCUGUCAUGAUCAUAUCCACACUGAUCGUUCCCAGACGAUGACGCUUCAUGCACUGUAGUCCAGGUGUGAGGAACAGACUGAGACCGAAGUCAUUAUUUGCUGAAUAUCAUUGCUGUUGGUUCUCACAUCUUGUAACCAAUCAUGACUCGACUAAUAGAAAUGUGCACUUCAGUCUGUUCAUCACACAAAGCUGUGAAUAAGUGACAGAAUUUUCAUUUGUUGGGGUGAAAUCUUACUGUGGUGAUGUUAGAUGGCUGUCAAGUGGCUGUUGUGUUCCUCUCUGCCGGAUGAUGAGGUAAAGAGAGCUCAGAGAGAUGUUAAUAUGCCUUGCGAGCAGUUUUAAAACUUUGCCAUACGUUUUGUUUUGUUUUUUGUUUUGUAAGGAAAGUGUGUAUUUGUCUUAAUACUGGAACACUGUCGAUGUACAGGGGCACAGAAGCGCUUGCCCAGCGUUUUGGCGAGACGCCCGCGAUGAAACGAUGAUGAUUGUGUCUGUCUUGUGUCACAAUUCACUGUGGAACAAAAGUCCUUGUUUUUAAGUGGUCUGAAAGAUUUGCUUUUGCCAAAAAAAAGAGAAAAAAACAAUAGUAUUCAAAAAGAAAAGCUAAAAGAGGAAGCAGCUUGCACAUGGGGAGGGGUCUGCCCCACCCACCGGGAGGAGUCUCUCCCGUGACCCCUCCCCCUCCAAAGUAACAUCCCUGUAGGCGCGUUUCCAUCAGUGAGACGUGUGUAUGUGAUUACGUAGUCUUUAGUCUGGUGAUCCGUGACAAACGUGUACAAAAACAUAAAUAUAGAGAAAAAAACACACAAAGGAGAAAUUGAAUUAAACACGAGUGAGGUUUAAACGUGUAUUAAAAAAUAGAGAAUCACACCGUACUGCUGAUUAAACUCAUAUGACUUGAGCUCUGUUAUCAUGGUGAGAGUUUGUGUGUCGGUGGCCUCUGUCAAGGCUUCAUGUUGCUUCAUUUUCUUUUGUACAGACAACAAAAAACCACAA
Triplophysa rosa is the source of this 8292-nucleotide messenger RNA. RefSeq names its product calcium channel, voltage-dependent, alpha 2/delta subunit 2a (gene cacna2d2a). Gene Ontology annotation, cellular component: voltage-gated calcium channel complex. The coding region runs from base 304 to 3645 and encodes 1113 amino acids. Gene Ontology annotation, molecular function: voltage-gated calcium channel activity. The record is from RefSeq and is a predicted model, not a curated record. The transcript has 39 exons. NCBI's taxonomy places the organism in Eukaryota, Metazoa, Chordata, Actinopteri, Cypriniformes, Nemacheilidae.